This is a messenger RNA of Lolium perenne, 637 nucleotides long. The record is from RefSeq and is a predicted model, not a curated record. Lineage: Eukaryota; Viridiplantae; Streptophyta; Magnoliopsida; Poales; Poaceae.
GACUCUGCUCUUAGAUGAUCCAAUGAUCAAAGAGCUUCUUCGGAUCGGGUCCCAAUUUGUUGGGUACCGUGAAUAUGCCGCCAGAGCCGAAGAAAAACUUUCAGAGGCCAACGAACGUGUCGACGCACUUGCUCAAAAACUCGAGCAAAGUGAGGCGGCUCGCAAGAAAGCUGAACUUGCUGUUAGCAAAGCCAAGGCCGAGGUUGAUGAAGCCAAGGUGAAAGCUGCUAGUGUCGAGGAGCUGCAGAGAAGGCUCAAAGAUGCCGAAUCUGCCUUAGAUGAGCAGAAAACUGCACAAACUGUGCGUGAACAAGAGAUCAUCAAGCGUCUGAAAUCGCAAAGUCGACGUACGCUGACCCAAACAAACCAAGAUUUUGAUCUGGAGAAUCCCGUCAAUGACCCUCUCCUUGAUGCACUUUCUCUUCUGGAGUUCCAUGGGCGCGAAAUUCGUGAAGGCGUGGCCAAUGCCAGUGCAAGUUUGUCGGCGUUGUUCCCCUACUUCUUCCCGAAAAAAGAGGAACCUUCGACUUUCCUUGCCCUUGCCAAGCUUUUCAAUUCGUCGGAAGACCUGGGAUUGAAGAUGCGUCGGGAGAAUAUGAAGGUUGCUCGUCGAGAAUCUUGUUGCCCUGGUUGCUGA